Chrysemys picta bellii (western painted turtle) is the source of this 1379-nucleotide messenger RNA. NCBI's taxonomy places the organism in Eukaryota, Metazoa, Chordata, Testudines, Emydidae. The record is from RefSeq and is a predicted model, not a curated record.
GCUCUCGCGCUAAUGCAGACGGGGCCUCCCUCUCUCUAGGUCUGUGCUGGAACGACACAGGAGAGGCCUGCGACUCUGCCCCACUGAGGCUGCCCCGUCCCUGAGAAUUCUGCCAGCAUGAGGGCCGGCUUCCCGCACAAGCUGCUCUUCGUCUGCGUCUCCUCCUUCCUUUUCCUGCUGCUUGUCAUUGUCCACCACGACGCCCCCAGGACCCUGCAGCUGUGGCUCUCGGCCGCACCCCGGCGUGAGCCUGUCUCUGCGGAGCCACUCCAGGGCAGCCCCAUCUUCCAGUGGCAAGGCACUGAGGAGGAGAAAGCCAGGCACUCCAUGCCUGUGCCCGUGCCCAGCCGCCCGCCGGCGUCCACCAGGCACCCGCUGCAGGUCGUCUACCCCUACAGUUACCGCUUCCUCCUGAACGAGCCGGACAAGUGCCGGGAGUGGGCGCCCUUCCUGGUGCUGCUGGUGGUGACGGAGCCCAAGGACAUCGAGGCGAGGAACGCCAUCCGCCAGACCUGGGGCAACGAGAGUGCCGUGCCCGGCGUCUCCAUGGUGCGGCUCUUCCUGACCGGGGUCCACCCACACUACAGCUCCCAGCUGCAGCGGCUGCUGAAGGAGGAGAGCGCCCUGCAUCGCGACAUCAUCCAGCAGGACUUCCUGGACACCUACAACAACCUGACCCUGAAGACGCUGAUGGGCAUGGAGUGGGUGAGCAGGCACUGCCCCAAUGCCAGCUACGUGGUGAAGGCCGACAGCGACAUCUUCCUCAACAUGGGCUUCCUCGUCCGGGAGCUGCUGCAGCCUCAGCUGCCACCCAAGAAGGACUUCAUGACGGGGUACAUCUACAGGAACACUGGGCCGCUGCGGAGCAAGGCGUACAAGUGGUACGUGCCCCGGGAGGUGUACCCCAACGACACCUAUCCCCCGUACUGCGGCGGCCCCGGCUACGUGCUCUCUGGAGACCUCGCCAAGAAGGUGUAUGGGGUGGCCCAGACCCUCCGGGUCAUCAACAUGGAGGACGCGUUCAUGGGGAUCUGUUUGUACGAGCUGGGCGUCCGCGUGACCGACAGCCCCUGGGGCCUCUUCAACGUCUUCUGGCAGGAGUAUGAGAAGUGCCGGUUCUCCAAGCUGGUGGUGGUGCAUCACUUCGGGCCCACGGACCUGCUGAGGGUCUGGCCGGACUUCCUGGGCGGGAACAAGACGUGCCCCAGCUAGAGGGGUGGGGAAGGAGCUGGGACGUGUGCAGGACGCACGGGCAGGGACGCAGGCUGGGCAUGGAGCCUUGCCCAGACUGACACCCCAGUGUGUACACGCAUCUGCCGCUGUGUACACCCCCAAUGUACACACACACACAUCUGCCGCUGUGUACACCCCCAAUGUAC